Messenger RNA from Penicillium alfredii, 918 nucleotides. Its product is annotated as CCDC90 family protein. Gene Ontology annotation, cellular component: mitochondrion. The record is from RefSeq and is a predicted model, not a curated record. Lineage: Eukaryota; Fungi; Ascomycota; Eurotiomycetes; Eurotiales; Aspergillaceae. Bases 1 to 918 code for a protein of 305 amino acids. The transcript has 3 exons.
AUGGCGUCCCAAAAACAUGUCGCCGAGGUGCCGCGUAGCAUCCUCCCCCGUCUCACUUGGAACGGCUCUUCACGUCCCACCGUCACCCCCUCGCACCCUCCCACACUUGCAACCAGACGACCACAGCCUCCACAAGGUUGGAGUCCCUUGAGUCGACAAAUACACUCCCUCAGUACACCAUAUCAGCCCUCUCGAGUCGCCUCUGCAUCAGGUCGUGAUUUCCAUUAUGCAUCUCCGGCUCGACGAACCUCUAUAUCUUCAACCACGGCGCGCCCGUCUGUGGAAUCUCCCAGCAACCCGAUCCGAUAUAACGGCGUCUAUGUUGCGGUCUUCAAGACCGCCCAGCGCGCUUUUCACGCGACUCCUGCUCGGCCCCGCGAUCACCAUUUUGAUACUCUGAAAUUCGUGAAGCGGCUCCAGGCAGAAGGAUUCAGCGAGGAACAGGCCGUGGCCAUGAUGCGCGUAUUGAACGAUAUCAUUCAAGAGUCUAUCCAGAACCUGACCCGGACUAUGGUUCUCCGAGAAGACUCGGAGAGAUCAACCUAUACUCAAAAAGUGGAUUUUGCCAAACUGCGCUCUGAGCUCCUCAAUGCAGACUCAACUGAGGCACAGUUGACCCGAUCGUCCCAUGAGAAGAUCGCAGCUGAUCUUGCCAAGCUCAAUUCACGCUUGCGCGACGAGAUCGGGCGAACUCAGGCAUCGGUACGCUUGGAUCUGAACCUUGAAAAGGGCCGGAUUCGCGAGGAAGCCAACGGUCAAGAAAUGCGGAUCAAGGAGACUGAAACACGAAUUGAGCAGGAAGUUGCUGGACUGAGGGAGCGAGUUGAGGCUGUCAAGUUCUCGACCUUACAAUGGCUUAUGGGUGUCUGUACCGGUACUGCUGCUUUGAUUCUCGGUGCCUGGCGUCUGUUUAUGUAA